Molecule: messenger RNA, 2995 nt
Organism: Amorphotheca resinae ATCC 22711
Lineage: Eukaryota; Fungi; Ascomycota; Leotiomycetes; Helotiales; Amorphothecaceae
Exons: 4
Coding region: 31-2799 (922 amino acids)
Biological process (GO): phosphatidylinositol-3-phosphate biosynthetic process; phosphatidylinositol-mediated signaling; endocytosis
Cellular component (GO): phosphatidylinositol 3-kinase complex, class III, type I; phagophore assembly site; peroxisome
Molecular function (GO): 1-phosphatidylinositol-3-kinase activity
Source: RefSeq, a predicted model, not a curated record
GCACUAGACCCCGAUAAUGGACAUCAUAUCAUGGAGCCAUUUUCUUUUGCGAGCUCAGAAGCUUUGGAGCUUCCAGUAAGCAUUAGGAUUGUCAGCCUCGAGGGAGAACAAGCGCCUAUCCCAUUCUCCACGUUGAUAAAGAGGCCUGACUUGCGGCACAUCGGGUCGAAUUUGAGCCCUCACUCAGAUCUCUAUGUCACAGUGCAGCUAUGGGCCGACUCGAAGCCUCUGACAGUGCCUGUUCAGACCGCAUACAAACCGUUUAGAAACGAGAGAAAGUGGAACGAAUGGCUCACCCUUCCUAUCAACUAUUCGACGUUACCCUUAAGCUCGCAACUCGCGAUUACAGUAUGGGACUUAUCACCAACCGGCGGGGAGGGUGCGCAAGGCCACGCAAUACCGUUUGGGGGAACUACGCUCCCAUUAUUUGAUAAGGAGAACCAGCUGCAGAAAGGACGUCAAAAAUGCUACCUACAUCGUCUCAAAGGCGCAGAUGGCUUAGACUCCACCUCGACUCCUUCCAUCUUUCCGGGUGACCGGCGCAAUGGGUCUAAGGGAAAGAAGGGCCUAGACACGAUUGAUAAGGAAAGCGAGGAGUUGGACAGGCUGGAAAAGCUCUUCAAGAAACAUGAAAUGGGCGAGAUACCUCGGAUAGAAUGGCUAGACCAACUAGUAUUCCGCGGAGUUGAAAAGCGUGGACUGCAGGCAUCUACCACAUCUCUCAAGACCCUUCAGCGAAGCAGAGCUCGAAAGCAGAAGACGAUCACAACAUUGGAUGGACAGGAAGAGAAGAAUGAAGACCUUGAUAUCUAUGAGGAUUCUGUCGAGGACGAAAGAUUCACAUUACAUGUCGAAUUACCACGAUUCGACUUUCCUAUUGUCUUCGCAGACCACGAAUACCCACCACCGCCCAUAUCGUCGCUGCAACAUCUCUCAACCUCCCAAUCAAACAUUAUACUCAAACCACCACCAGAAGUUCAAUAUGGCCCAGGUAUCCACGGCCUUGGUGACAACGACAAUGACGAUGAGGGUUUUGGGGGGCGCUUAGUACGAGUCUACGACCCAGAAGUUGGGGCUAGAGAUAAUCCUGCGGAAAGCAAACAUCGGCGUCUCGUGAGAAGUCAUCGAACUGGUGUAUUGGAUCGAGAUCUCAAACCAAAUGCCAAAGUGAGGGACGAGUUGAAUGCAAUUAUGGCUUAUUCGCCAACGCACAUACUUUCUCCUGAAGAGAAGGAUCUUGUCUGGAAGUUCCGUCAUCACCUUACUAGAGACAAGAGAGCCUUGACCAAGUUCGUCAAAUCCGUGAAUUGGCAUGAUCCAAGCGAACCACGCCAAGCGGUACAGAUCCUUGCAAAAUGGACCGAAAUUGAUGUUGAUGAUGCUCUUGAACUGCUGGGCCCUACAUUUGAUAAUCCUGCAGUGAGAGCGUAUGCUGUUGAUCGUCUGAGAAAGUCCGACGAUGAUGAGCUUCUGCUUUAUCUCUUACAGUUGGUGCAAGCUCUUAAAUUCGAGCACAUAUCACCCGAUUCCACCCAAGAUGCGACGCAAGAUUCUUCGCUUGCACGAUUUCUCAUUGCACGAGCAACCCGUAACUUUAUGCUCGGGAACUACUUCCAUUGGUACCUCAUGGUGGAGUGUGAUGACAGGAGUGAAGCCCAAGGCGCGGAGUAUCGCAAACUAUUCGCUAAGGUCGAGUAUGAUUUCAUGACCGAGUUAGUGAAGCUUCCAGGUGGUCCUGAAACUCGGAAAACUCUCCUACGACAGGCUGAACUCAUAACAGUUCUCUCUAAAAUCUCGGGGGAUAUCAAGGCGUCUAAAGAAACGAUACCCCGGAAGGCCGAAAGGGUGAAGCAGUUUCUUGCUGACCCUAAAAAUGAGAUUAUUACUAUUGACCCGCCUCUACCACUUCCCUUAGAUCCAUCUGUCAUGAUCACAGGUGUCGAUCCAGCAGAGACUCUGGUCUUCAAAUCGUCACUUUGUCCGAUUAGGAUUACCUUCAAGACGACAACCAGACAAAAGUACCAGAUCAUUUUCAAGACGGGGGACGAUCUUCGACAAGACCAACUAGUCAUUCAAAUCAUCACACUAAUGGACCAGUUACUUCAAAAGGAAAACCUGGACCUGAAGUUAUCUCCAUAUAAGAUUCUCGCUACCAGUGUAACUGCUGGAGCAGCCCAAUUCGUGCCGUCGAUGAGUUUGCAAGCCAUUGUUACCAAAUACAAGGGUAAUCAGGUCUUAGCCUACCUGAAGUCAAACAAUCCUGAUGACAAGGCACCACUGGGUGUCCGCAAGGAGGCACUCGAUAUAUUCGUCAAGUCGUGUGCAGGAUACUGUGUCAUUACCUACCUGCUCGGGGUAGGAGAUCGCCAUUUGGACAACCUCCUCCUAUCUCCGGAUGGACAUUUUUUCCACGCAGACUUCGGCUUUAUUCUUGGCCGCGAUCCCAAACCCUUUGCCCCGGCCAUGAAGCUCUGCAAAGAAAUGGUUGACGGCAUGGGCGGUGCAUCCUCAGAGCAAUACCGCCAGUUCAAACAAUAUUGCUUUACAGCUUACACUACCUUACGGAAAUCCUCAAAUUUGAUUCUUAACUUGUUUAGCCUGAUGGUGGAUGCCAAUAUUCCCGAUAUCAAAUUGGAGCCAGAUAAGGUGGUAUUGAAGGUUAAGGAGAGGUUCCAUUUGGAAAUGAGCGAGGAGGAUGCAAUUAGGCACUUUGAGAGGCUGAUUGAGGAUAGUUCGAAUGCUAUCUUCCCCGUGGUUAUCGAUAGGUUACAUGGGUUAGUGCAGCAUUUUAGGGUGUAAAGACUUGCAUGUCGUGGAGUUGGGAAUUAGAGGGGUUCGGAAUGGGCGUUAUAUCUGUGAAUGGGGAUUUUGGAAAUAAUUACUUGGGCUUCCGGAGAAAUAUUCAGACACAUUGAAUUGAGAAAUCGACUUGAUUUCAUGAGAAAAAGCAGGAGUAUGGCAUACAUUAGUAUGAACUGUGACUGGCAGAAAUGGG